Cetraspora pellucida is the source of this 185-nucleotide messenger RNA. The record is from the annotation of a GenBank genome assembly. NCBI's taxonomy places the organism in Eukaryota, Fungi, Glomeromycota, Glomeromycetes, Diversisporales, Gigasporaceae.
UAAUUGAUAGCUCAAAAAAUAAUUUAAUUUUUGAUUUUAAGAAAGUUUCAAAUGUAAAAGACAUACAAUUUAGUGUUGAAAAGAAAGAAAAAAAUAGUAAAUUAUUUUCAAAAGAGAUUGAAAAUAAUUUAGAAAAUGAAUAUUAUGAAAAUAAAGAGAGAAGUUAUAUUAAUAUUUGGAACUAA